Messenger RNA from Linum tenue, 411 nucleotides. The record is from the annotation of a GenBank genome assembly. Lineage: Eukaryota; Viridiplantae; Streptophyta; Magnoliopsida; Malpighiales; Linaceae.
AUGGAGCCUGGAAACCAAUCAUCGGAAAACGAUGUGAAGUACCGCGGCGUGCGCCGCCGUCCCUGGGGCAAAUUCGCGGCGGAGAUACGCGACUCGACCAGGAACGGGCAGAGGAUAUGGCUGGGGACGUUCGACACCGCGGAGGAGGCGGCCAGGGCUUACGACCGAGCUGCCUACGCCAUGAGAGGACACAUCGCUGUCCUCAACUUCCCACAUGAGUACCCCAUGGGCCGGGGCCCAUCCGCGGCAGCUUCAGGCUCGGCCGCAGCUGGGUCGUCGUCGUCUUCUUCUUCGAACCCACGAGGCUCGUCAUCUUCUUCGCCUCAGGUGGUGGAGUUCGAGUACUUGGACGACAGGUUGCUGGAUGAGAUGCUGGAGCAAGAAGAGAACAGGAGGAGGAACAACCGCUAG